Molecule: messenger RNA, 1770 nt
Organism: Aspergillus clavatus NRRL 1
Lineage: Eukaryota; Fungi; Ascomycota; Eurotiomycetes; Eurotiales; Aspergillaceae
Gene: rcoA
Product: putative transcriptional repressor TupA/RocA
Exons: 8
Coding region: 1-1770 (589 amino acids)
Molecular function (GO): protein binding
Source: RefSeq, a predicted model, not a curated record
AUGUAUAACACACAUCGCGGGAUGGUUCCUGCUCCCAACUCCCGUCUGACGGAGUUGCUGGAUCAGCUGCGCCAGGAAUUUGAGAACCAGUCCAGAAGUACUGGCGAGUUCGAGCACCAAUUAACUGGCCAGCUGCAGGAGAUGGAAAUGAUUCGACAGAAAGUCUAUCAGUUGGAACAGGCCCAGAUCAAAAUGAAACAAGAUUACGAAGCCGAAAUUCGAGUUUUGCGACAUGAGCUUGAAUCGCGCGGUGUCCAGCCCGUCUCGUCUCAUAUUGCUGGCCCUGCGCAGCACACUGGUCCUUCUCAGGCCCCUCCACCAGCUCUGGGCCAUGGUCCUAGCAACUUGUUCGGUGGUAUCAUGACCAACCAAGGAGGUAGUGGUCCCGGUCUUGCCCCUCCCCCACCCCAGGAUCAGCAGCCUCCCCAGCAUACCCUUCAACAGCCUGCUCCCGCGGCUCAGCAGUCAGCGCCGCAACCGCCGCAGAGCUCUUUUGGAGGAUAUCAACCUGGUGCUGCUGUGAACGGCUACGGACCUGCACCACCUCCGACCGCAUCUCCUGGCCCAGGAAAGAGGCCCCGCGCUCCACCGGGACCGGCCACUCCUCAACAGUCUCAUCAACUCGCAUAUCCCGACCCACGAGUCUCCCCUCAGAUUGCUCGCCCUACCCCUCCCAGCCAGGCUCUCGUUACGGCUCGUGGUGAACGCCCGGGGAACAUGCUGGCCAACUGGAAUCCCGACGAUCUGCCCGCUUCGCAGAAACGUGAAGGCGCUGACUGGUACGCAAUCUUCAACCCGGAAGUUCAGCGUGUGCUCGAUGUGGAUCUUGUCCAUCAUCUGGUCCAUGACAGCGUUGUCUGCUGCGUUCGCUUCAGCCGGGAUGGCAAGUAUCUUGCUACUGGCUGCAACCGCUCUGCUCAGAUUUUCGACGUGAAUACGGGUCAAAUUGUGGCCACUCUGCAAGACGAAAGCGUGGAUAAGGAUGGCGAUCUUUACAUUCGCAGUGUUUGCUUCAGCCCUGAUGGCAAGUACCUUGCAACCGGUGCCGAAGAUAAGCAGAUCAGGGUCUGGGAUAUUGCCGCUCGAACCAUAAAGCACAUCUUCACCGGACACGAGCAAGACAUCUACUCACUCGAUUUUGCUGGUAACGGUCGCUACAUUGCUUCGGGCAGUGGCGACAAAACGGUGCGUCUCUGGGAUAUUCUCGACGGCAAACUUGUCUACACUCUCAGCAUCGAGGAUGGAGUGACCGCCGUUGCUAUGUCACCAGAUGGCCAUUAUGUUGCCGCCGGAUCCCUGGACAAGAGUGUCCGCGUUUGGGACACUACAACCGGAUACCUCGUGGAACGUCUGGAGAGUCCUGAUGGUCACAAGGACAGCGUUUACUCCGUUGCAUUUGCUCCUAACGGCCGGGAUCUUGUUAGCGGUAGUCUUGACAAGACGAUCAAGCUCUGGGAAUUGAACGUCCCUCGGGGCGCUUACCCCGGCGGCUCGGUAAAGGGUGGUAAAUGCGUGCGUACUUUCGAGGGUCAUAAGGACUUCGUUCUCAGCGUCUGUCUUACGCCUGAUGGACACUGGGUAAUGAGCGGUUCCAAGGACCGCGGUGUUCAAUUCUGGGACCCUAUCACUGGGAAUGCACAGAUGAUGCUGCAGGGCCACAAGAAUUCCGUUAUUUCGGUCGCUCCCAGCCCUACAGGCAAUUUGUUCGCUACUGGUAGUGGUGAUAUGCGUGCAAGAAUCUGGAGAUACUCCACCUAUACCGGACGGUAA